Molecule: messenger RNA, 1674 nt
Organism: Dentiscutata erythropus
Lineage: Eukaryota; Fungi; Glomeromycota; Glomeromycetes; Diversisporales; Gigasporaceae
Source: the annotation of a GenBank genome assembly
AUGAGUCAGAUUCGAAUGUGCUUCGGUGCUGCGCAAAAAAUUAUGUUAUCAGACGGUAGUUCUAAACAAGCCGAAAACAUUUCUAUCGGAGACAGCGUAAUAGGUGACGAUGGAGAAUCACGAAAAGUUGUUUCACUUACUUCUGGUCGUAGCAUGAUGUACCAAGUUACUUACGAUUAUACAAAUUCGUUAGAUAAUUUAUGGGAAGAUUAUGGAUUUAUUUGCAAUAGUGCUCACCUUCUUGUAAUUAAAUCACAAUAUUAUCCACGUACCGAACUGAACUCAACACAAAAUGCAUUUUGUAUUCAUUAUAUGGAAUUCGAUGUUUUUGAUGAGGAACUCGGAUUUAACAUUCCGAAAUUAAAUGUUGUUAAUUUCCCAUGGAACAGAAAUGUAUAUAGAUCUCGUGCUAUUGCAAAGACUGCUGCGCGUGCAUAUUAUAGUAAACUGUUAGGAAAAGGAUGUAAGGGACGAAUUUGUCUUCAUCCUGCUGCUAGGCGUUGGGUUAUCAGACUUACCCGUAGAUCAACUAAAUUCAAGGAAAUUAAUUUUAACACAUUGUGUUUUUAUUGGGGAGGACGUCCAGAUAGAGAGCAAAUAGUUACACGAGAGGAAGCCGAAAAAAAUGCUUCAAAAUUCGCUACAGAACAAUUAAAAAAAAAUAACAAUUACAUUUGGGAAAUUUCCGUUAUAGAUUUUCUUCGUUUUAAGGAAAAGUAUCCCGAUAUUGCACAAUAUUUUGGAAUGUACAGGAGUUACGUGCCCAGGUUUCCUGAUCAAAGUGCUCUUGAUAUAAAAGUUCUAAUUCAAGAAGCUUACAAAGAAUUUAGUGUUAAGGAUAACUACAUCACUGAAAAUGAAUUUGGUUGGUUAUUAUCUUUUUGGCUUGGAGAUGGUUUGGAAGAUUAUCCAGCGUUUUAUUUUGAUGUGAAAAAAUAUCCUAACAUAGUAGCCAAAUUAAAAACAAUUAGUGAAAAAUUACGAUUACAACUUGUGAUCACACAUGAUAGUAACCAAGUUGGUGAAUAUUUGAAUAUAUUGCUUUCUUCGGCGUAUAAAAGUACUUUUAGUCCAACACAAUAUUGUGAUGAAUUUGAAAACAUUAUUGUGGACAAAGAUGUUUGGACUUUGGAAUCUAACAAAAGUGAUAGAAAUAUUUUCAGCAUUCUUCUAAAACAUUUGGGUGUAUUUAAGAAUAAGAAAAUGUUUGAUGACGAAUUAAUUGGAAAAUUAACAAAUCAAUCUGAGGAGUUCCGUCUAAGUCUCAUGGCUGGAUUCAUUGAUUCUGAUGGUUACAUGACUCGUAAUAAGCAAAAUUACUGUUAUUACGUGUUUGUACAACAAGUUAAUAUUCAUGCACAUAUUGCUAAGCUUUGUCGUCAUGUUGCACGUUCAUUAGGAAUAAGUGCUAUUGGAUAUUCUUACUACAAUAAGCAAUUUCCCAAUAAUGAUGAAAUUACAAAUUUAGUUCGAAUUAUAAUUAGUGGAUCGAAAAUAUUGGAAAUCCCAGUUAAUGUUAGCUAUAAAUGUAUUCCUGAAGAUUACUUGUUUGUGGCAUUUGAUGAUCCAAACGGCUUAAUAAAAUUUAAAAUUGAACACCUUAAUGAGGACGAAUAUUAUGGCUUUGAGAUUACUGGAAAUAAUAAACGAAUAUUGUUGAAUGAUUUUAUAUGA